AUGCCAGCCGCGGAGGCCCUGGGCGCCGGCGAGCCCGACUCGCCGGCCUCGCCCGCCUCGCAGGGCUGGUCGACGCCUGGGGCCGUCCGCCGGCGCAGCUCUCAGCAGCUUUCCGUCGCCUGGGAGGACGAGACGCCUCCGGCCGCUGGGGCGGCGCCGCAAGCGCAGGCCGCGGCGUUCGGCUCCGGCAGCGUCUUCGACGUCGAUGUGCGCGCGGGCGCGCCAGCGCCCUUCGCGCUGCCCUGCGCGCGGUACCUGGAGGAGUCGCUGCUGGGCAUGCGGGUCGCCCCGAGUAACUUGCGUGAGCUGCUGGCGGUCGUCGACGGCGACUCCCAGUCGCCGCGCCGCACUUCCGCCGGCGCCGCGUGGGGCAGCUCGUCCCCGGCCGGCGCCGCCGCCUCGCUGCAGUGGCGGCGGCUCCGCCAGGUGCUGAGCUCGGCGGCGGCGCACGACGUCUGCACCGCGUUCUUCUGGCUGGCCGUGGCCGUCCUCUUCGGGAGGGCGCGCGAGGCGGACGUGCGGGAGGCGGAGAGAUCGCUGGCGAGGAGCUGGCACCGCCUCAACAUCGAGGCUGGCGAGGUCUGCUCGAGCCAGUCCACUGCCAGCUCUUACAUGGGUGCCAGGGACGAGACGCUGGAUGCGCUGCCCACUUUGAUAGUCCAGGCGGUCUUCAGGCUGCUCGUGGACGCCUUCGACGAGGAGCGUGCUGAGGUAGUGAAGCAGGCGGAGCCACUUCUCGACAAGCUGAUGCUGAUGGUGCACUACGAAGCGUCUGGCUUCCAGAUGAAUGUCUCCACCUGCCGCGAGCUGAGGCGGAAGCUCUUCCGCCAGCACGUGACGGAGCAGCCGGCAUUGGAUCUGCAGGAGUCCCUGAGGCUGCAGCAGCGGCGCGACCAGCUGGAGAGGGAGAACACAAAGGGGCAGCACCCGCUGUCCUUUGGGCCCGGCGGAGUCGGCAUGGAGGACCUGCAGCUGCAAAGCGUGCUGCAGAACCGCAGGAAGGAGAAGAAAGAGCGCGACCUCUAUCGCCGUGCCACGGGGAUCCCCCUGGGCCCAGACCCCGGCAGCCCACCCUUCGAGCUCACCGUGGACCACUACGGCAGGGUGCGCCGGGAGGGCCUCGCCAGGCUGGACGCGCUGCGGGGCGCCACGACGGAGCCCACGGCUGGCCUCGGCCCCGGCGGGGGCGACCACGAGAGCGACGCCUCUGCGUCCGCGCUCGAGGCCGCACCGGCCGCACAGGGCGAGGGCGGCCGCGAGGCCCCCGAGGGCGUCAUGACCGUCGCCCUCGGUAAGGCCCUGGCCAAGAAGGUGCGAAGGAGCGAGGUGAAGGCGGCGGAGCGCAGCCGCCGCAAGGAGCAGCUGCGCCGCCACCUGCUCGGCGAGUCGCUGCCGGAGCCGCUGCGCGCGGGCGCCAUCGAGACCUGCGGGGUGUCGCCCCUCUGCGGGUGGCUGGAGCCGAAGGUGGACGGCCGCCGGCUGGUCGAGAAGCGCAUGCGGGAGAACUUCCGGCUCGCCAUGAAGACGCCGCCGCUGCCGGGGCCCUCGGCCGCCGCCGCGGAGGCCCAGGCCGCCAGGGACCCGCGCGCCGCGCCGCUGCCGCACGUGCGCAAGGCUCCCACGGCGCGGGCCUGCGCCCGCCCCAGCGUCCUGGAGCGGGGGCCGCAGAGCGCGGGCGCCGGCAGGCCCGCCGGCCAGGGGCGGCAGGCGUGGCCCACCGCCAUGGGCGCCACCUUCUCGACCGGCUCCAGGGCCAGCCACAAGGGCGGGCUGUCAACGAGGCGGGGUUCGUUGCUGGCGGUGCGCUCGGCGGUCGCGCUCGCGACCGGCAGCAGGGGCGACGGCGACGACGACGCCUCCAGCUCCAAGAGUGACGUGGCCGCGCGGAUGACUGGCGGGCACGGCAAUGACAUACUGCCGGUCAAGAUCACCACCGACCCGGCGGAGCUGAGGGCCGCGGAGCUGGCGUACGUCACCUCCGUCCACCAGCUGGUCGGAGCCGCGGGGAAUCCCGCGCAGUCCCAGUGGGAUUCGCUCAAGUGGAGGGCGCUGAAGAGAGACUCUCCGAGGCGCUGCAUCACGUCGGGGCGCUACGCACCGAGGUGA
Prorocentrum cordatum is the source of this 2106-nucleotide messenger RNA. The record is from the annotation of a GenBank genome assembly. NCBI's taxonomy places the organism in Eukaryota, Dinophyceae, Prorocentrales, Prorocentraceae.